GGCUGUUAGGGAAAAACCCAAACUAAGAGAUAAAUAUAAAUAUAGAAGAUAGGGUUUGUCGAAAAUUAGGGUUUAGUGGAAAAUGUUUAAUUUGAGACGUCGUAUUGCAACAGGUUAUCUGAUCCAUCUAUGGAAGAGAGAGACGAGAAUGGUGGUGGUUCCGUUUUCUUCUUCUUCUUCUUAUGCUGCUGAGAACCCCAACAGGCAGAUCACUACUCCUGCGUUUAUUAUGACUUCUCCUGCUGUUGCUGAGAAGAGCUGUAUUUUCGGGAAGCUGCAGCCUUUUGUCGGUGAGACCUUAGAUUUCAUCACAAGGGAGGAAGAGAAGAAGGGUGUUUCUGUUACCAAAGAAGAUCUCGUCAAAUGGGCUAAACAGCUUAAAAAGGAUGGCAAAUUUGAACAUGCCUACGAGAUCUUUGAGUGGAUGGAUAAAAAGAAGAAGAUGGAAUUUUCUCCUUGGGAGCUUGCUGUUUACGUUGGUCUCAUUUGUCAGACUAAAGGCAUAGAUGUGGCUCAAGAAUACUUCAAUAAAGUAGAACCAGUCUUUGACAGAAGCAACAACCUUGCCAAGAAUGCGCCUGCUUAUGUUACUAUUGUGGUGAGGAUCCUUGAAUAUGAUAGGAAAAACUCUUUGUGUCAAGAAAGGCCAAGGCGUGUUCGUCGCAUUCGCAAGAACGUUUAAUAUGAGAGUUGGUGGAAUUAGUUUGUUAAUUUGUGUGUUUUCAUCUCUACUUUUCUGUUAUCCUUCUUUCGUCCAAAACAAUAAUUAUGUAGUCCAUCUUUCUUAAUUUUAGCAACAUAAGCAUGAAAAGAUAAAAAUGAAACAGUUAUUAACCACUA
This is a messenger RNA of Raphanus sativus (radish), 840 nucleotides long. RefSeq names its product pentatricopeptide repeat-containing protein At1g02370, mitochondrial-like. NCBI's taxonomy places the organism in Eukaryota, Viridiplantae, Streptophyta, Magnoliopsida, Brassicales, Brassicaceae. Bases 83 to 682 code for a protein of 199 amino acids. The transcript has 2 exons. Gene Ontology annotation, cellular component: mitochondrion. The record is from RefSeq and is a predicted model, not a curated record.